Messenger RNA from Trypanosoma cruzi, 2493 nucleotides. Its product is annotated as DNA topoisomerase IA, putative. The transcript has a single exon. Gene Ontology annotation, biological process: DNA topological change. Lineage: Eukaryota; Euglenozoa; Kinetoplastea; Trypanosomatida; Trypanosomatidae. Gene Ontology annotation, molecular function: DNA topoisomerase type I (single strand cut, ATP-independent) activity; DNA binding. The record is from RefSeq and is a predicted model, not a curated record. The coding region runs from base 1 to 2493 and encodes 830 amino acids.
AUGAUGCGGCGAACCCUUGCUGCGCUGGAGAAGCUUGUGAUUGUUGAGUCACCCAACAAGGUGAUCAAGGUCGAGGGGCUUCUGAGCGACCCGAAUGUCGUCCCGGAUUGGUCCUUCAAACAGGAGCACCUCAGGCGCCUGGGCGUGGGAGCCGAAAAGGCGGUGGCGAUGGCGACGACCGGACACUUCAUGGCAAUGAAGGAGAUUCAGUGGACCCCACGGGCCAUAUCUUUCCCGGAGGUGCGUGGGGCGGGGGAAGAGCCAUUUCCUCCCAAUGGCACAGUUGCUGAAUACACCCUCGAGUGGCAACUUCUUCCAGGUCGACGCAUUCAGGAAACGCUCGAACGCUACAUACAGGAAAAGCUAAACAACGUCACCGAGAUUAUUCUUGCGACGGAUCCAGACCGUGAAGGGGAGCUGAUUGCUGUCCAUGCCCUCCAAACAAUAAAGCGAUUGUAUCCAAAGCUGAAGGUUCCGUAUUCACGUGCGUACAUGCAUAGCAUCACGGAAGACGGUAUUCGAAAAGCAAUGAGAGAGCGUCUUGUAGAUAAAUGUGACUAUGACCUUGCGAACGCAGCUGAAACGCGUCAUGCGAUGGAUCGGAUAUUUGGCUUUUUAGGAAGUUCAGUGGUGCGGGCCGCCAAUUCGCAGAUGCGCUCCAUUGGCCGUGUGCAGACUCCGGCGCUUAUCCUCAUACAUGAGCGGGAAGAAAAGAUAGCGGCGUUCCUGGAGAAAAAUAAAACAAAUUACAUUGUGGAUGUCAUGUGUCAGUUUCCAGGGCCCCAUGGUACUACUUUUUCGCAGGUAGUCACCAUCAACCCCGAUGUUAAAGGGGAGGCAUCCCAUUGGGCCACCGAGGCAGAGGCAAGGCGAUGUUUGCACGGGUGGAAGUUAAACAACUGUAGCGGCUUCACUGUCCCUCUUGAGCCUCUCAUUGUUCCGUCCGAGGUGCCGCCACCGCAGCCAUUUACAAUGGCCACCGCCAUCGCAAAGGCAAAUCGUCACCUAAAGAUGAGCAGUGAAACAGUGAGCGGUUGCCUGCAGGAUCUUUUUCAACUCGGCCACAUUACAUACCCCAGAACUGACAGUACCCGUAUCGACGAGAGCGCCUUGACUGACAUUUACGCCACAAUCAAGAAGGAGUUUGGCAAGGAGUUCCUCUACCGCCUUGAGGACCGAACUGUGUCUGCCCCUGAAGGCAAAAAGUCCAAAAGGACAGGGAAAAAAAACUCCACCAAACAAAGCAAAGGGGCGGAUCAACCGGUUGGAAACGUGGAAGAUGCGCAUGAGGCAAUACGCCCGACGAAUAUUUACGCCGAUGGGGAGUCCCUUUCACUUCCCCCGAUGACAAGGGCGGUUUAUGAUCUUGUGCGUCGAAACACCCUGGCGUCCUUUAUGAUUCCCAUGAAGAGUGAGAAGAUUGCCGCCACAGUAAAGUUUACCAGCGGUAGUGGAGAUAAGCUGCAGGUUGUGCUCGAGGGCAAGCGUGUUGCGGAGCCUGGAUGGACUCGCGCGUUCCAAAAGACGGAUUUCACAGCCGCUGCGGCUGGCGCCGCGUCAAGCACGAAUAACACCACCGACAGUAGCGUCAACGAUAAGAACACCACCGGCGUGGCAGAGGAGGUGACGGAGGACAUCACGGAGAAGGAGGGUGCCCCUGUCAUUCGCUCUCUCUCCCAGGAAGAAUUCAGGGCUAUUGCGAAUUUGCGAAGCGCAUUGGCGUCCUUAAAGCAAUCACGGUUUUUUGAGCUGCGUUCUCCCAGCGUCCGUGAGAACCGCCCGGUACCGCCGCUGCUGCACUCGGAGGGCACACUCAUUGAAGAGCUUAAGAACAAUGGUGUGGGCCGCCCAAGCACUUAUCCAAUGAUAGUGAAGACUCUCUUGACACGGGGAUACAUUGCUGUGAACCCAAAAGGACGCUGUGAAACAACUCCGAUUGGUCGGUUGCUGGUGUCAACGGCCAAGUCCACUUUUCCGUCCAUUGUGGACAUUGGAUUCACCGCAACGUUUGAGAAAAAGCUGGAUCUUAUUGCAAAGCCAAACCCAGCGAAGCGGCCGACCAUAUUGCGUGGGACCAACGUCUCCCAAGCAGACUAUUUUCUUUCCAUGUUUCUCUCGACGUUUCUUAAUUACGUUGCGGAGGCCACACGAGCGCAACGGGCCAGUAUUGUGGAGCGCUCCAUGCGCUUAAAGCAUGAACAGGAGGAAGGGUCCGGUAAAGACGAUGCCGAAUUUGAGGAGAGUGUGGCCAAUGCGAAGAAGAAGGUGGCCCUCGCCACCGGAGACCUGAUGGCUCUCCCUAAAACUUGUCAUAACUUUACGGCCCUGCAGCGGGGCUUACACGAUUAUCUCCGUCGCCAUUUUCCCCCCUCGCGACUCGGCUCAUUUGCCACCGCGCCCGCCAAUGCUGAUGGUAACAACAUGAUGAUGGAAGGGACCUCGCCGCACAUGAUUUCAACGAAGCAUAAGUUGGAGAAGAGCAGCGAGGUAUAA